Solea solea (common sole) is the source of this 2602-nucleotide messenger RNA. RefSeq names its product 1-acylglycerol-3-phosphate O-acyltransferase 3 (gene agpat3). NCBI's taxonomy places the organism in Eukaryota, Metazoa, Chordata, Actinopteri, Pleuronectiformes, Soleidae. The record is from RefSeq and is a predicted model, not a curated record. Gene Ontology annotation, molecular function: 1-acylglycerol-3-phosphate O-acyltransferase activity. The transcript has 10 exons. Gene Ontology annotation, cellular component: endomembrane system; endoplasmic reticulum. Bases 512 to 1645 code for a protein of 377 amino acids.
AUGCCAGUUAUUAUAGUUGGCUCGCAGAAGAAUCUCCUGUGACCUUCAAGAGUUUUUGGUGUUUUGUUUUUGCACCUGCUGUUGAUGGAGGUCUACUCUUGUUUGCAAUUUUGUGAGAGAUAGAAAAUUCUUGGCUGCUCCUCUAACCAGAUCUGGGAUCUGCCUGUGUUCUUGCUGUCAUCAUCAUAAUCUUUCUUUCCCUCUGUGGGAUUAUCAUGGCUAUGAAGCAGGACAGCCUGUGACUAUCCGCUGCUCUCUGCAGGCCUCUCUUUAUGUUUUUACUUUGGCUUUGAUUUGGUGACAUUCCAGGAGCCAAAAUGUUGAACCAGAGUGCUGUGAUGAUCUUCACUGGGAUUUGUGGUUCAUUGGUGCUCAUGGCAAUGGCCUACUACGUGUACUGGUCUGUAGUAUUGGCUGAAGGACCGUGUAAACGCGGCUUGUAAAAGGAUCCCACCGUGGUUGGUCGUAGUGUAUAAAGAGGAGCCCACUCAGCUUUCCAGGCUCCUCAGCCAUGGCUCUGCUGGCCUACCUGAAGAGCCUGUUUAUCCUGCAGCUGUUGAUGGGCUUCGUGUUUGUGGUUAGCGGCCUCAUCAUAAACUUCAUCCAGCUCUGCACCUGCAUCCUCUGGCCGAUCAACAGACAGCUCUACCGCGUAAUCAACUGCCGGCUCUCCUACUCCCUCUGGAGUCAGCUGGUGAUGCUGCUGGAAUGGUGGUCGGGCACAGAAUGCACUCUAUACACUGACCAGGCUACGGUGGACAAGUUUGGCAAAGAGCAUGUCAUCGUUAUCCUAAACCACAACUAUGAAAUUGAUUUCCUCUGUGGCUGGACCAUGUGUGAAAGAUAUGGCAUCCUUGGGAGUUCAAAAGUGCUAGCUAAACAUGAGCUGCUGAAGGUUCCACUGAUUGGCUGGACCUGGUACUUCCUAGAGAUUGUCUUCUGCAAGAGAAAGUGGGAGGAAGACAGAAAUACUGUCUUCAAUGGACUGAAAAGACUCCAAGACUAUCCUGAAUUUAUGUGGUUUCUUCUGUAUUGCGAGGGCACCCGCUUCACAGAGAAGAAACACCAAAUCAGCAUGCAGGUUGCAGAGAGUAAAGGCUUGCCCAAGCUCAAGUAUCACCUACUACCCCGCACCAAAGGAUUUACCACAACGCUGCAGUGUCUUAAAGGGACAGUAUCUGCUGUGUAUGACGUGACUCUCAAUUUCAAAGACAACCAAGUUCCCACUCUCCUUGGCAUUGUUAAUGGCAAGAAAUACAAAGCAGACAUGAGUGUAAGACGGUUCUCUGUGAAGGAUAUACCAGAUGAUGAAGGGCAGUGUGCCAAUUGGCUGCACAAGCUCUACCAGGAGAAGGAUGCUUUACAGGAACUCUACAGCAAGGAGGGCAAGUUCCCUGGACCCACAAUAAUCCCACCUCGCCGACCCUGGACACUGCUGAACUUCCUGUUUUGGGCCACGCUGCUGCUUUCGCCUCUCAUCAACUUUGCAUGUGGAGUGGCCGUCAGCGGUUCUCCCCUCCUCAUCAUUGGCUUCAUCAUUUUCCUCAUCGUGGCUUCUAUAGCUAUCCGACGCCUCAUAGGAGUCACCGAGGUGAAGAAAACAGGCUCCAGCUACGGCGACCCAGGACCCAAAAAACAAAACUAAAAGUGUGUGAUCCCUUACUCUCCCACACCCCUGUUCCUCCCAUGACACGGCCCUGUCAGUGUGGCCGUCCUGCGGCGUCUCACCCCUACCCAACUCCAUUCUCCUCCUACUGUUGAGUCAGUUGGUAGGCAGGGGAGGAGACGCAGCUGUGAAAAAUAAAUACAGACCAGAGUUUAGAAAAUACAAAUGGCACUACAGAGAGAGAGAGAGCACGGAGGGUGUGGGGUGGGUUCAAGCUCUCUGGUGUAACACAGAACAAAAGGAUGUGGGGACAUGCAGUACUGAAUUCCACUGCAUCUUUCUUAAUCCAGCUCGUCCCCAUCUCAUCCACAUUCAAUCCCUGUUCACACCCAAGGUCAAGUUCACGUGGACAGCAGGUCCCGCCCAUUUUCUGCUGUUGCACGACCUACCUCCGAUUCCUGUCACAGCCAUCAGCUAAUCAGGGUGCGGGGGGUGCACUCAUUAUUUUUGGCCACAGAACGCAAACCGAUCCACAGUUUUUGUAAUCAUGACCUCCACCUGCAGCAGUGUGUCACUGCAACAGCGAUCUGGAAAUAUGCCGGGUUGUUUCCUCACUGACUCGACUGAGUCUGGUCUUUCAGUGAGAACCGGUGUCUAAAGAAUCAGCAUCGAGGCCUGGUAUUCUUAAAGGGUCAAUUCACCAAAAGCACUAAAUUAAAAUACUGUUUAUCUUCCAUGUAUCUCAUUAUGGGGAUGGUAAAAUGCAGAAUUAAAAAUGAGUUUGUAGUGCACAAUUAUGUACAUAAAUACAACAAUGUUACCACAGACUUGAAUAAUAACAAUUACUGACACUUUUAGCAGAACUUACUGUGUUUAAAAUGUAAAAGUGUAAACGGUCCACAUUAAAAUCAUUGGAUUGCACAUGUAUUUUAAAUACUGUGUCUGUGGAAAGGUGAUACUUGAUCUGUGCACUGUCACUGACAUUAAAUUCACCCC